Messenger RNA from Aspergillus versicolor CBS 583.65, 1569 nucleotides. Its product is annotated as zinc-binding alcohol dehydrogenase family protein. The record is from RefSeq and is a predicted model, not a curated record. The coding region runs from base 307 to 1470 and encodes 387 amino acids. Lineage: Eukaryota; Fungi; Ascomycota; Eurotiomycetes; Eurotiales; Aspergillaceae. The transcript is spliced from 3 exons. Gene Ontology annotation, molecular function: oxidoreductase activity, acting on NAD(P)H.
CUCUAUUUAAGCUAGGCGCGAUUCUACACAUAUACAGAGUCCCGAUUCUGUCACAGUUUAGUAUUUGAGUACUUGGGUGGUCGGUGUUUCCAAGGUCUCGUCGUCAUAGCUCCACAACGUUGAGCGUCGGACAACGAGUUAACUCCGGCGAGUAAGCUGCCUCUAGCCAGAUGCCAUUGGGUUUUCUCACAAGGUGGGCUUUUCCCUUUGACAUUUUAAGACAACGUGCCGCUCAAAAAUAGGCCACUUUCAGCUAUCGUUUAUUUUUGCCAUUUUGACAAGACGUUAACGGAUUGAGUCGCCAAAAUGAGAGCCCUUAUUCUGAAUACCAGCGACAAGUCUACGACUGUUCAGCAGGCACCUGACCCGAAACCAGGACCGAAGGAGAUUCUCGUUCGUGUGCGCGCUGUAGCGCUGAACCAUGUCGACUACAUGAAUACUGUCAAUCCCCUUGCCGCCCAAGAAAAGCGUGUAAUCGGAUCCGAUUUCGCAGGAGAGGUGGUUCAGGUCGGGGAUGAUCUGGCUAACCUUGAAGACCCGCGAACAAAAAUUGGAUCGCGCAUUGCGGGAUUUCUACAGGGUGCCAGCUCAGUCAAUGACCGCCCAGGUGCAUUCGCCGAGUAUCUGGUCGUGGAUUACGAUCUUACCUGGCACAUACCUGACGGAAUCGCCUUCGAAGAAGCCGCAGGCGUUAGCUUAUGCGGUGUCACUGCCGCGCAGGGUGUCUUUCAGCGGUUACAACUGCCAAGCCCGUUCUCAACGACAGAAGGCUUUUCCAGCGAAGAUGAACCUAUUAAUGUGUUUAUCUACGGUGCGUCGUCAUCUGUCGGCUUCUACGCGGCACAACUUGUCAGACAAUCUGAGAAGGUAUCUGGUAAGAAGAUACGACUUAUCGGUGCAGCAAGCCCAUCGAAGCAUGCUCUCUUAUACAAUUCACCAUGCUCAUAUGACUCCUUGGUUGAUUAUCGGGAUUCUCAAUGGCCAGAGGCCGUUCGCAAAGCAGGUGGAGGCGAGGGAGUUCAUUAUGCCAUAGACGCUAUUUCCCAAGGCAUAGCAGUCGAGCAAACUGCCAGUAUUAUCAGGCCCGGUGGAAAGUUCGCCAUCUUUCGGGCUCCAGCAGCCGGCGGGUUUGAUAUAACAAAACUCAAGACUAAGCCUGUCUUUGGCGCAGUCUGGGAAGCUCUUGGAGUAGAAGUGAUAUAUCAUGGUGGUAUAACCAUCCCUGCUAAUGCUGAAGCACGAGCGUUUGCUGCCGCAUUCUACCAGUAUCUUGGCUCGGGAGUUGGGACGGCACAGAUCAAGCUGCAUCCAAGCCCUGUGCGGGUAAUGCCUGGAGGACUUGAAAAAAUCCCUACCGAUGGAUUUGCACUUCUCAGUGGUAGCUUCAAACGGGACAGUGAAGGCCAGAAAGAUCAUGAUGAUCAUCUUAGGCCAAUUAGUGGAGAGAAGAUUGUUUACAAGCUGGUUUAAUAGUUAAACUACAUUUUUCAAUCACCCUUCCUAUUACAAUUUAAUUUGAUAUCCAUGUCGGUGUUACCUGAAGGCAUAAUUGGAGCAGAAACCUCCUUA